AUGCUAAAACAUUGUUUUUCAAAGCAAGUCGAUACAUCUUUUUUAUUACUUACAAUGCAUUUUCGAUCAACUCUAUUUUUUGUUAUUCACAUUCUCUCAUCUUGCUUAUUGGUUAGUGGACUUACCCAUCCAAUUAAAAUUCAAGGUAAUCAUUUCAUCGAUGCAAUCACAAAUGAAACCUUCUUUAUUAAAGGUGUGGAUUACCAGCCUGGAGGAUCAUCGGCCGUGAGUGAAGAGUCAGACCCUCUUUCAAAUCCAGCAAUUUGCGCUCGUGAUAUAGCACUUUUUCAAGAAUUGGGAAUUAAUACUGUUCGGGUAUAUUCUGUAAAUCCUGAACUUGAUCAUAACGCAUGUAUGACCAUGCUUGCUUUGGCAGAUAUUUAUUUGAUUUUAGAUGUCAAUUCGCCACUUCCAAAUCAGCAUUUGAACAGAUAUGAACCAUGGACUACCUAUAACGACCAAUAUCUGCAGCACGUUUUCAAAGUUAUUGAACAAUUUAGUUACUACAAUAACACUUUGGGAUUUUUUGCAGGUAAUGAGGUUAUCAACGACGGUCUCUCAGCUAAAAGAUCACCAGCCUAUGUCAGAAGUGUAAUAAAUGACAUGAAACGCUACAUCAAAAAACACUCCCCACGCAUUAUCCCAGUCGGUUACUCCGCGGCAGAUGACCUGCGGUAUCGCAUUCCAUUAUCAUAUUAUCUGGGUUGUCAUGAUAGCGAAAAACCAGACUCGAAUGUCGAUUUUUAUGGUGUAAACUCUUAUCAAUGGUGUGGUGAACAAACAUUUUCAAGCUCCGGUUACGAUCAACUAGUUGCUGCAUAUCGGCAAUAUUCCAAACCUGUCUUCUUUUCUGAAUUCGGCUGCAAUAAUGUUUUGCCUCGAACGUUCUCUGAAGUUGAUGCUUUAUAUUCCGAAGAAAUGAUUCCCGUUUUUAGUGGUGGGCUAGUUUACGAAUUUACUCAAGAGCCAAACAAUUAUGGACUAGUUGAAGUUGGUUCUGGGGGCGAAGUGCAUUUACUAAAUGAUUUUCAAGUACUGAAAGAGAAAUAUGGUCAAAUAAACUCCACUGUUUUGCAUAAUUUGGCGUCGGGCAAUCUUCCAAACUCAAAUUUGAUGAAGCGAACCACCAGCUGUGAGAACAUAUAUGAGAACCUACAUACCGAAAUCAAUGUUCCUGAUACUUUCGCUUUCGAUUUGAUAGAAAAGGGUGUUAAAGUCAGGCAAGGAAAAUACAUUGACUUGCCUAGUGAUGAUUUGACUUCAAAAUUCAAAGUUUAUAACACAGGAGGUGAUCUUCACGAGGGAAUUAAAGAAAUUAAGCCCAAAAAAACCACUGACACAUCUACAAAACCUUUUCACGAAAAUUCUAAACCAUCCGGUGCCAAACCGAAUAGAUCAGUACGUGCUUUCAAGAGAAAGCCAGUUCUUGAAUGCUGCUUUUUGGCGUAUGUACUGUUAGAGUUUACUUAUCAAGUUGCGUGCUUGAUAUAUAGCUGA
Messenger RNA from Lachancea fermentati, 1497 nucleotides. NCBI's taxonomy places the organism in Eukaryota, Fungi, Ascomycota, Saccharomycetes, Saccharomycetales, Saccharomycetaceae. The record is from the annotation of a GenBank genome assembly.